Molecule: messenger RNA, 1717 nt
Organism: Contarinia nasturtii (swede midge)
Lineage: Eukaryota; Metazoa; Arthropoda; Insecta; Diptera; Cecidomyiidae
Product: probable cytochrome P450 6d5
Exons: 2
Coding region: 83-1621 (512 amino acids)
Molecular function (GO): oxidoreductase activity, acting on paired donors, with incorporation or reduction of molecular oxygen; heme binding; monooxygenase activity
Source: RefSeq, a predicted model, not a curated record
UUCAAACUGAAUGUGAUAGUAAUACUGUUUCUAGCAGAAGUGAAAUUGAAAAGAAGAAAUAGUAAACUUUGGCAAAUUAAAAAUGUCGUCAAUAUUAAUCGCAAUAUCGCUCUUGGCCACUUUAAUCGUGACUGCAUUUUUAUACGUGAAACAUGUAUUUACGUAUUGGAAGCGUAAGGGGAUUCCUUUCAAAACUCCGUCAUUUCCAUUUGGAAAUUUUCAAGGCUCACUUUUGCAACGGAAACCAUUCGCCGAAGAACUCAGGGAGCUAUACAAUAGUACAACUGAACCAUUCAUUGGAAUGUAUAUGUCAUUACAACCGGGCCUUUUAGUUCGUGAUCCCAAGAUCAUUAAAGAUAUGUGCAUUAAAAGUUUUCAAAAUUUCGACCAUCGAGUAUUCGAUACAAAUGUGGAAUCUGAUCCAAUGGCCGAUAAUAUUUUAUUGCAAAAAGGUGAUAAAUGGAAACAAGUACGUACACAAUUUUCGCCCGCAUUUUCAUCGGGUAAAUUAAAGGGAAUGUUUAAUACGAUCGUAAAUUGUGUAAAUGCAUUAGAAGAACACAUCAAUUGUUUCGCAAAUACUGACAAAUCAUUGGAAAUGUUUGAAUUAUUUGGUCAAUAUACGACAAACGUUAUUGCAUCAGUUGCGUUUGGCUUAGAGGUUAACUGUAUAAAGGAUCCCAAUGGUGAAUUCCGAAGAUAUGCCAAGCGACUCUUUGAACCAACGGUGAAAAAUAUAACACGAGCUAAUUUCAAUAUUAUGAUGCCAAAACUUUCAAAUUUGUUGGGCUUGAGAUUUGUUGACAAAGAGGUUGGUGAUUUUAUGAUCGAAACGGUACGGCAAAAUGCAGAAUAUCGUGAAAAGAAUAAUGUGAUUUGUAAGGAUUUGUUCCAAUUGUUGAUGCAAUUACGAAAUACUGGAAAAGUUAACGAUGAUGAUGACGAUUGGUCGGCCAAAUCAAAUUCUAGCGAAAAAGCAAUAACACUAGAGGAAAUUGCCGCGCACACAUUUUUAUUCCUAGUCGGAGGGCAUGACAGUUCAGCGACUUCAAUGGCAUUUGCGUUAUUCGAGUUGGCCAAGCAUGCAGAGGUUCAACAAAAAGUAUAUGAGGAAAUUGCUGACGUUCUUCAAAAUCUCGAUGGAAAACUAACAUACGAUUCACUUGCUGAGAUGAAAUUUUUGGAAUGUUGUCUCAAUGAAUCAAUGAGAAUGUAUCCACCAUUUCCUGUUGGCACUAGAACAUGUUCAAAAAAUUAUCAAAUCCCUGGAACAAAUGUGAUUAUUGAAGAGGGUACGCAAAUCUACUUCUCUGCCACCGGACUGCAAUAUGAUGAAAAAUACUAUGAUGAACCAACUAAAUUCAAACCAGAGAGAUACAGUGAUGCACAAACAACAAAGAAUUUCGAAUCGAUGCCCGGUUUUGCUUUUGGAGAAGGGACACGUAAUUGUAUAGGAAUGCGUUUGGCAAAAUUGUCAUCAAAACUAACGAUUGUUUUGCUAUUGCAAAAAUUCAGAUUUGAACUGGCUGAUCAACAUAAAAAUACUGAGGUUAAAUCAGACCCAAAAGCUUCUGCGCUGUUCCCUAUUAAUGGCUUGAAUUUUAAAGUAUUCGUUCGAUGAUCAUCUGGGACCAUUGAUCAUUAGAAAUAUAGAAUCAAAAUUCUUUUUAUAUCCAAUUCAAAAUUAUUUAAUAAAAAUCAUGAUAUACUACUCAAA